AAUGAUCGUUACCGUAUUUCUCCUUUUUGCGUGUGUUCUACAAUUUUCCAGCAAGUUCUAUUUUGUCUUUUACUUUUCACCGCCGAUAAUGCUAUGUAAUGAUAUUUCAUUUACAAAUCAUUCACCUGAUUUUAUGUUAUCACUCUCAUUUUUCAUAAUAAUUCUUCCGUUCUCUUCCUCUUGUAUUAAAUUUUACCUUCACUUCUCUCUUUCCUUACUCACGACUAAAGGUACUAAUUUAGCAUACCCGUUUUGUGAGCGCGAUUUAUAAUUUCACGUGUCGUUGUGAUAGAUAAAUUUAUAUUUAUCUCA
This is a messenger RNA of Rhizophagus irregularis DAOM 181602=DAOM 197198, 312 nucleotides long. Lineage: Eukaryota; Fungi; Glomeromycota; Glomeromycetes; Glomerales; Glomeraceae. The record is from RefSeq and is a predicted model, not a curated record.